AUCGAGACGGGUGCCGUCCGUUCGUCCCCACGUCCUCGGCCCACCAAUUCGGCGCCCCCGCCUCGCCUCGCCUCGCCUCGCCGGAGAGAUGGGCGCCGCCGCGAAGCCCCCACCAUUCGUCUGCUUCAAGUGGCCAUGGGGCGGCGGCCCCAAGGCGGCGAGCCCUAACCCCGCCACCGGCCCGAGCCCCUGCGGCGACCUCGAGCUGCCCUGGCUGUUCAAGUCCAUCGGCACCCUUGCUCAGGGCCUCCUCAUCGCCGGGGACCUCCCCUCCCCCUCGUCCGACGGGGGAGGAGGCGGGCGGAGGCGGAGACGCCCCGGGGCGGCGGUGGAGGCGGACCGCGGGGAGGCGGAGCAGCGGGCGCUCGCGGCGGCGCUGGCCACGAGGGGGAGGGAGGCGACCGUGCUGGAGUUCUACUCGCCCCGGUGCCGCCUGUGCGCGUCGUUGCAGGGGCUCGUGCGGGAGCUCGAGGACGGCGCUGGUGGGCGGGCCGGCUUCGUGCUCGCCGACGCCGAGGACGACCGGUGGCUCCCCGAGCUUCUGCAUUACGACAUCAGAUAUGUCCCUUGCUUUGUGCUUCUGGACAAGAACGGCAGAGCCUUAGCGAAGACUGGCGUACCAACUAGCAGGCAGCACGUUAUCGCUGGUCUCCAUCACCUCCUUAACAUGAACCAGCUAUCUGUGCAAGGAGGAAAGAAGAGCACUACUCCAUGACAAAGUCAUGCAAUUGUUAGUGUGUCAGAAUAUCAGAUAGGGCAUUUUGGUUACCAAGCAUGUUGAUCAACAUUGCUGAAAAUUUCUAUUCUUUUCCAGUUAGGCAUAUAUGUUAUGUUAUGUAUGUAGUAUAUUCUUGAAGCUAAUGUUAAUGUAUAAUAAAAAAAAAUCCAGAAUGUGAGGACUUCGGGUUCAGUUACUGCCUGCGAAAGGUAGAUGUUCUGGGGGAAAUGGAUAGUACUAUGUUGAAGAAACCACACACCUUUGAUUUGAAAGAUAGUAGAAAUUUGAAAGAUAGCAUGAUUUGAAAGAUA
This is a messenger RNA of Oryza brachyantha (malo sina), 1029 nucleotides long. RefSeq lists its product as uncharacterized. Bases 89 to 715 code for a protein of 208 amino acids. The record is from RefSeq and is a predicted model, not a curated record. The transcript is spliced from 2 exons. Gene Ontology annotation, biological process: cell redox homeostasis. Lineage: Eukaryota; Viridiplantae; Streptophyta; Magnoliopsida; Poales; Poaceae.